CGCGCUGCUACUAGAGAAAGGAAGUAGCUAUCCAAGCUAGCAGCUAGUGGUCAUCUCACGAAGCCAGAUAGAAGGCUUCAAAAGGAUGUAAAAUUGAACUUAUUUUACUAUUACAAGCUAUUUUUAUUUUAUUCGAUUAAGAUAGCUAUUUUAAACAGGUACACCACCUAAUAGGUUAAUAACUUUGCUGUAUGCUUCAAACUCGUUUUUUUAGUCGCAAAUGUAAUCGCCUAGCUAGCUAUGUUUAGUGAACGGCAAUGUCCUUAGCCUGUUGUUAGCUAGCUAAAAGUAUUUGGUGGUUGGUUAGCCCGUCUUGAUUUCCUUAAAAAAGGGAACAACAAAAGCGUCUUUCUGAAUUAUCUAUCAGUUAUAUGCUGGGAAAAUGCAAAUAGGAGCCAUCGCAGACUAUGAAAAAAACAACUGAACAAGGCGUCGGGUGGUGAGCAAGCAGCAGGCAGCGUGGACGGCAUGGUGAGGCAACUCCGCCUGUCCCAGAAUGAGUGUCAAAGAUGGCGAAGGCAGAUCAGCUAGCCAAGAUGGACGGGCCUACGAACUGUUUGUAUACCCACGCCUCUCAGCGGAUUGCCCGCAAUGCUGCACCCUCAAGGUGCACAAGGAGGCCACAGCCGCCUCUGUCAUCCAGGACGCCACCUCUGCCCUGGGGCUGGACCCCCGGAGGCUCUACGUGCUGGCUGAGGUGAAGGAGUGCGGCGGGGAGGAGUGGGUGUUGGAGUCCGGGGACCUUCCCGUCCAGAGGGUCCUGCUGUGGCCCCGCAAAGCCCAGGAGCAGCACCCCCAGAGCGAGGGUUUCUACUUUCUCCUCCAGGAGAGGAACCGUGACGGCAGCAUUCACUACGUUCACCUACCUGCCGUCAGCAAAGAGCAGGAGGUCCAGGAGCUCGCGGCCAGAGGCUUCCUCCCCCCACGCCAGGAUGACUUCGAUGACCUGUGCAACCUCCCAGAGCUCAAUGAGAGUAGCAUCCUGAAUAACCUGCGCAAUCGCUUUCGUAAGAAUAAGAUCUACACCUACGCCGGGUCCAUCCUCAUCGCCAUCAACCCCUUUAAGUUCCUCCCCAUCUACAAUCCCAAGUAUGUCAAGAUGUACGAGAACCACCAGCUGGGGAAACUGGAGCCGCACAUAUUUGCCAUCGCAGAUGUGGCCUACUACGCCAUGCUGAGGAAGAGGGUGAACCAGUGCAUCGUUAUCUCUGGGGAGAGCGGCUCAGGGAAGACACAGAGCACCAACUUCCUUAUCCACUGUCUAACAGCCCUCAGCCAAAAGGGCUAUGCCAGUGGGGUGGAGAGAACUAUCCUGGGGGCUGGGCCUGUGCUGGAGGCAUUUGGGAACGCCAAGACGGCCCACAACAACAACUCCAGCCGCUUUGGGAAGUUCAUCCAGGUCAACUACCUGGAGAGUGGUGUGGUCAGGGGGGCUAUCGUGGAGAAGUAUCUCUUGGAGAAGUCUCGUUUGGUCUCCAGAGAGAAGAACGAGAGGAACUACCAUGUGUUUUACUACCUGCUAGUGGGGGCAUCAGCAGAGGAGCGCAAGGAGUUCAAACUGCUACAGCCUGAAGAUUACCUCUACCUCAAGCAGCAAAACUUUAUGAUAGAAGAUGAAGAAGACCUUCGACAUGACUUUGAGAGGCUACAGCAGGCCAUGGAGAUGGUGGGCUUCCUGUCUGCCACUAAGAAACAGAUCUUUUCUGUGCUGUCGGCCAUCUUGUAUCUGGGCAACGUGACUUACAGGAGGAAAUCUACCGGCCGAGAUGAGGGGCUGGAUGUUGGACCCCCGGAGGUCCUGGCUACCCUCUCAGGCCUGCUCAAGGUGAAAGAGGAGUUGCUGGUGGAGGCGCUGACUAAGAGGAAAACAGUGACAGUCAAUGACAAGCUAAUUCUGCCCUACAGCCACAGUGAGGCCAUCACAGCGAGAGACUCCAUGGCCAAGUCUCUGUACAGCGCCCUGUUUGACUGGAUUGUCCUGCGCAUUAACCACGCACUGCUCAACAAGAAAGACAUGGAGGAAUCUGUCCCGUGUUUGUCUAUAGGGGUUCUGGAUAUAUUCGGCUUUGAGGACUUCAAGACCAACAGCUUUGAGCAGUUCUGCAUCAACUACGCCAACGAGCAGCUUCAGUAUUACUUCAACCAGCACAUCUUCAAACUGGAACAGGAGGAGUACCAGGCCGAGGGCAUCACCUGGCACAACAUAGACUACACAGACAACGUGGGCUGCAUCCACCUCAUCAGCAAGAAGCCCACCGGUCUCCUCUACCUGCUGGACGAGGAGAGCAACUUCCCCCACGCCACUGAUAAAACUCUGCUGGCCAAAUUCAAGCAGCAGCACCAAGAGAAUAAGUACUUUGUGCCCACGCCUGUCAUGGAGCCUGCCUUUGUUAUCCAACACUUUGCUGGGAAGGUCAAAUACCAGAUCAAGGACUUCCGGGAGAAGAACACGGACCACAUGCGUCCGGACAUCGUGGCCCUGCUGCGGAGCAGCGACAGAGCCUACGUGCGUCAGCUGAUUGGGAUGGACCCGGUGGCCAUGUUCCGCUGGGGUAUCCUGCGCGCCACCAUCAGAGGCAUGGCUGCCUUCAACGAGGCCGGACGCCGCUGGGCUGUCAAGACCGCAGGUGUACAGCGACCCACUUCCAGGACUCCUUUGGGAGAGUUGCAGAGGUCAAACACACCUGUAGAGAAGAUGUACCGGGACAUGCAUGCCCAGAUUAUCAGCUCCAUUAAAGACUUGCAGCUGGAUGGUGAGGACCCCCGCAAGCUGCUGCAGUCCUGGGGUCGUCUCCGGUUCCCUCGACACCUCCUUCAGAAAAGCAAGAACGCCAAGCACAAGCAGAUCAUACCCAAGAGCCUGCUGGACUCCCGCUCACUCAAGUACAUUGUGGGCCGGACCCUUCAUGACCGUACCGGCAAGUCUCUGCUGCACCUGAACAAGAAGAAGAAGACGCCCAGUAUCAGCGCUCAGUUCCAGACCUCUCUGACCAAGCUACUGGAGACUCUGGGCGGGGCGGAGCCCUUCUUUAUCCGUUGUAUUCGCUCCAACUCAGAGAAGAAGGAGAUGUGCCUGAAUGAGAACCUGGUGGUGCAGCAGCUGCGCUACACCGGCAUGCUGGAGACGGUCCGCAUCCGGAGGUCUGGUUACGGAGCCAAGUACACCUUCCAGGAAUUCAUUGAGCAUUUUCGAGUGUUGCUGCCCAAGAAUGCAAAAGCCUCUAAGCCAGAAGACAUCGCUGCCUUGUUCCAGAGGAUGGAACUUGACCCUACCACCUACCAGAUAGGAAAAACUAAAGUUUACCUGAAAGAGCUGGAACGUCAGCAGCUGCAGGACAUGCUGCACAAGGACGUGAUGCGUAAGAUCCUCUUUCUGCAGCGCUGGUUCAGGGCUCGUCUGGAGAGGACGUACUUCCUGGAGAUGAGACGCGGGGCCAUCGUGAUCCAGCAUGCAUGGCGAAGGCAUCACAAGGAACGACGGCGUCAGGCAGCUACUGUCAUCCAAGCCGCGUGGCGGGGCUCCAGACAGAGGACAGCGUUCCUCCGCAGGCGGACCAGUAUCAAGAAGAUACAGGCUCUUGCCCGAGGACAUUCAGCACGGAAGAGGUGUCAUUCAAUACGGGAGGAGAGGAGGAUGAAGGAAGAAGACGAGGAUGCCCGGAAGAGGGCGGAGGAAGAAGAGGCCUGGAAAAGGGCAGAGGAAGAGGAGGCCAAGAGGAGGGCGGAGGAAGAGGAGGCCAAGAGGAGGGCGGAGGAAGAGGAGGCCAAGAGGAGGGCGGAGGAAGAGGAGGUCAAGAGGAGGGCAGAGGAAGAGGAGGCCAAGAGGAAGGCGGAGGAAGCGGUCAAGAGGAAGAUGGAGGAAGAGGAAGCCAAGAGGAGGGCAAAGGAAGAGGAGGCCAAGAGGAGGGAGAAGAAAGCAGAGGCCAAGAGGAGGGCGGAGGAAGAGGCAGCCAGGCUGGAGAUGGAGGCCGAGGAAGAAGCGUUUAGGAGAAAGAAAGAGGCAGAGCGGGAGGCAGCAGAGAGGAGGGCAAGAGAGGAAGAAGUGGAGGGCAGACUGAGGCAGGCGCAGAACUUAAGUGAGGUCACUGAGAAACAGGUGGCGGCUGAAAGGUCUGAUGAAGGCCGACAUGAGAACAGUGUGCCGGUCAAGGAGGAGCCCAGGGAGGCGGUGGAACAUAUAGAGACUGCAGCUAGUUCACUUCCUGGGGAGGUGCAAAAGGGUGCUGGCUUGGUAGUCCACCAGCCUGAUGAGGGAAGCAGCACAGCGACUGAAGCUGUAUUCCAGGCGGAGGUGGAGGGCCAGGUCAUGGACAAACUCCAGGAAUCUAAUUUCGAGGAGCCUGAGGAAGAGGGGAGCACCGAGGGAGCUGCUGCCCCUUCGCCGGAAGCCGCUGCUGCUGAAUCUGUCCCCUCCGCGGACCCUGUGCGAGUCCCCCAGCUCCACAAGGUCCCCAGCUCCAGAAGCCAGGAGAAGAGAGAGCAGCGGCGCCAGCGGGGUCUGGAGCACAGUCAGCGGGAGAGUGAGCGAGUGGCCUCGGCAGCCACCCCCAAGGUCACUGGUAAGGAGGCAGCCAGCCGACCCGAAUGUAAGCCCAAGGAGCGGGCAGAGAGCAAGGAGCUGGACCAGUAUACCUUUGUAGCCUGGAAGAAGGAGGAAAAGGGUAAGAAGGAGCCCAGGAACUCCCCAACCCAGACGCCUGUACGCCCCAGUACCUUACCAGUAAACCCCCCUGAGCCAGUGGCUGACAGAAACGGGACUGAGGCCCUGGGUGCAGGACACCUGGUCCGCUACGUCGAUCAGGGUGCCAUGAAGGAAAAGGCAGAGAAAUGGAAAGGGAGGAAGAGUGGAGGACAGCAGCUAGAGAACACCAGUCCUCCUGAAGCCCAAAACAAGGACAGGGGGAAAAAGCAUUCACAGAGUCACGGAACCACUUCCUGUCUGGACGCUGUGUCCUCUGGACUGGAAUGUGCUGGUGCUACUUCAAACAGAGAGCUCCACUCUCCUACAGAAGAUGGGUCUAAGGGCAGCAUGAAGAGGAGGACCCUGGACACCUCAGGCCACCCGGACACGGUCCAAAUCCCCCUCUCCACUCCAGAGAAAUCCUCGGGAUUCCUUAGGAAGAUUCUGAAGAAACGUCCCCAUAAAGAGGCUCAGACUCCUGACGACGCAGAGCUGACCAUGACCCAAACCCUUAGUGAACGAGGGGAAGCCCAGCCCUCCUCCCAGGCCCAUCCCAACCCCCUGGCUCCCCAGUCCUCCCUGGCCCACCCAGGGACUGCUGGCGGAGAUCGGACGCUGAGCCGGAACCCCUCCAUAAAAAUCAGCCGGGCCACGCGGGUCUCAGAGCAGUGGAACGCCUCUUUGGACCGUGAGAUCACCAACGCCAAUGAGCUGCGACACCUGGACGAGUUCCUGGGGAAUCAGGUGAAUGACUUCCGCUCCAGAGGGAAGCAGCUAUCGGCCACAGAAAACAUCUUCAUCACAGCCACCAUACAGUUCAGAGAGACCAUUAAAGCCAUGUACUCCCUCCCGAAACCGCAUAUCGGCUACAAGAAUCUGAUGCGUGGCUACCAGAACAAGGUGAUCAGCCUGGCUGGAGACCGACAGAAGGGAGAGGUUCAGCUGGUGAUCAACCUGUUCCAGUCGGUCCUGGACGGCUUCAUCAGGGGGGAGAUCAAGAAGGAGGAGGGGGAGCCUGCAAAGCCUGCCAAAGCUCGGAAGAAGAGGAGGAAAAAAGACAAGAGCAUGGAGAACCCCCUGGAUCACGUGUUCAGCACCUACCAGGUGAACAUAAUGCAGUCAUGUGACCAGUGUACAUCCUACAUCUGGGGCAUGGAGAAAGCCUACAUGUGCAGCCAUUGCAAGAUGGUGGCCCACAAGAAGUGCCUCGGCAAAAUCGUCACGGACUGCUCCACGUUUUGUGCCAAAAAGAAUGACGAGGACUCGGGAGGCAUGCACUUCGGUGUGCGUGUGUGUCACCUGACCAGCGACAAGAGCCCCGUCCCCGUAGUGCUGGAGAUCAUGCUGGAGCACGUAGAGAUGAACGGCCUGUACACCGAGGGCAUCUACCGCAAGUCCGGCUCUGCCAACCGCAUGAAGGAGCUCCAUCAGCUAAUGGAGACCGACCCCCAUGCCGUGUGUCUGGAUGACUAUCCUAUCCACACAGUGACGGGGCUGGUCAAACAGUGGCUGAGGGAGCUGCCUGACCCCCUGAUGACCUUCAAUCUUUACAACGACUUCCUACGUGCUGUGGAACUUCCUGAAAAACCAGAGCAGCUACACGCCAUCUAUAAGGUGUUAGAGCAGCUCCCCACCGCAUGCUUCAACACCUUGGAAAGACUCAUCUUCCAUCUAGUCAGAGUGUCUAAAGAGGAGUCCCACAAUCGCAUGUCUCCCAACUCCCUGGCCAUCGUGUUUGCUCCCUGCAUUCUGCGCUGCCCGGACAGUGCCGACCCACUUAUGAGCAUGAAGGAUGUGGCCAAGACCACCACGUGUGUGGAGAUGCUGAUAAACGAGCAGAUCCGGCGCUACAACGAGAAGAUGGAGGAGAUAGAGCAGCUGGAGUUUGCCGAGGCUCUGGCGGUCAACCAGCUUAAACUCAAGAGACAGAACACGCUUCAUUGGCAUUUGCCCCUCAGGUUUUCAGCUCCUUACAAAGGAGUGGUGGUGCAUGAGAAGGCGUGCUCUGAUCUGACUGUUGCCCCUGAGAGUGAUGCGCCACUGGAUUCUGACACAGAGGCUGAGAAAAACCUGAUAGACCGCAUCAAGUCCAUCAAACAGGAGAAGGAGGAACUUGCCUGCAGGCUGCCCGAACUGGAGCAGCCCGGUUCAGACCAGGAGAACCUGGACUCGGAGGCGUCUGUCAGCUCCGAGAGCCUGCUGGAGGAGCGCGGCCACAACUCUGAUCCCGAAGGGAGCGGCUCCCUCCUGCUGAAUGAGGCCAGGCAUGGCCAGCCGCCCGGGCCCUCUGACCAGAGGACCCCAGGGGAACAUUCCUCCCACCCCAGCCUCGUCCCCGCCGUCGUUCCCGCCUCUUUCUCCGCCUCCCGGCUCCAGCUGCACCGCCGCUGGCCCAUCAUCCCCAGCACAGUGAAGCUGCCCUCCGGCGUCCCCGCCCACCCCUCCGCCGCGGGCCCCGCCUCCCGAGCCGACCACAGCCUCAGCCUGGUCAGGAGGCGGGAGCCGCUGGCGCGACGCAAAGACAGCACCCAGUCCCUGUACAUCAGCCCGGGCAAGGACCUGUUCCCCCCCUCCGCCCCACUGAGCCUGCAGGCCACAAGCAAAGCCCAUAGACGCUUCUCGGACGCGGGCAUCCCCUAUGUGGAGGAGGCCUGACCGAGACGGGAAGCACAUGGACACAGGACGGGACAGGGUGUGCGAGGUCCCCCCCCGCCCCC
Messenger RNA from Esox lucius (northern pike), 7398 nucleotides. RefSeq names its product unconventional myosin-IXb (gene myo9bl). Bases 497 to 7336 code for a protein of 2279 amino acids. Gene Ontology annotation, biological process: intracellular signal transduction. The transcript has 41 exons. Gene Ontology annotation, molecular function: protein binding; microfilament motor activity; GTPase activator activity. The record is from RefSeq and is a predicted model, not a curated record. Gene Ontology annotation, cellular component: myosin complex. NCBI's taxonomy places the organism in Eukaryota, Metazoa, Chordata, Actinopteri, Esociformes, Esocidae.